Schistocerca gregaria is the source of this 1430-nucleotide messenger RNA. Its product is annotated as carboxylesterase 4A-like. Bases 1 to 1014 code for a protein of 337 amino acids. The transcript has 7 exons. NCBI's taxonomy places the organism in Eukaryota, Metazoa, Arthropoda, Insecta, Orthoptera, Acrididae. The record is from RefSeq and is a predicted model, not a curated record.
AUGUGCCUGCAGCCGGUGGGCGGCGCCUCCCACGUGGGCUCCGAGGACUGCCUCUAUCUGAACGUGCACGUGCCGAUGAACGCGUCGGCGCCGCUGCCCGUCCUAGCCUGGAUCCCAGGCGGCGGCUUCACCAACGGAGCGUCGUCCUUCAACGGCCCGGACUUCUUCGUCGAGGAGGGCGUCGUCGUGGUGUCUCUGCAGCAGCGGGUCGGCGCCUUGGGCCUGUUGAGCACCGGCGACGAUGUGGUCCCGGGGAACGCAGGCAUGAAGGACAUCGUGAUGGCGCUGCGGUGGGUGCAGCAGAACAUCGCCGCCUUUGGUGGAGAUCCCGACCAGGUGACCGUCGGCGGUGAGAGCGCGGGAGCCUGCUCCACGUCCCACCUGCUCAUAUCCCCGCUCGCCCAAGGCCUGUUGCGGGGCGCAAUACUGCACAGCGGGGAGGCGGUCAGCUCUUGGGGCGUCGGCGCCGACCCCGCGGUCAGGGCCUUCCGCCUGGGAGAGGCCCUCGGCUUCUCCACCAAUGACUCGCGGGAGCUGCUGGAGUUCCUCCUGGCGCAGGACGCUGCUGACCUCGUCACACACGACGACGAGCUGUUGUCUCCGGAGGAGGAGGCGCAGCUGCCGCUGUUGGUGUGGAUGCCCGUGUUAGAGCCGGACGUGGAGGGCGCCUUCAUCACGGAGUGGCCCGCCACCGCCCUCAAGGACGGCCGCUUCCGCAGGGUGCCCGUCAUCACCGGCUUCACGUCUGGCGACGGGAUGGAGGCAGUCAGUCGCAAGCGGUACCUGGAGGACGCGGCGGCGCUGCAGCAGCUGAGCGACAGCUUCGUGGCGGCGGUGUCCCCGCAGCUGCACCUGCCGACGCCGCAGCAGCGCGAGGAUGCCGCCGUGCAGCUGCGCCACUUCUACUUCGGGCACCAGAACAUCACCGCCAGCGACGCGCAGGCCCUCGUCGACGAACACCUCACGCGACCCAGAGCAGUGUCGUCUUCUACCUUCAAUAUCUUCCCAUUCUAGCAGAUCCUGAAUCGACCUUCGGACGCUUAAGAUCGACUAUGACGAGACUUUGGACAAACUUCAUCAAGUAUGAGACUCCGUCUCCAGAAGGCGAGGAGAUAGUCUGGGAACCUUUCGACAACAGCAACCUUUACUACUUGCACAUUACCGAUACGUUUGAACUUAAACAAGAUGUUUACAAGGAACGUAUGGACUUCUGGCACCAGAACAUUCCACUGUAAAUGAAUGUGGACGUCUGCAUCAGUUAUCAGAAAAGCUGCUAAUUACAUUGUUGCUCACCCGUAUGAAUUUGUUAUUUUGUAUAUUGUAGUAAUAUGAAUUAUUCAUUGAAAUACAGGGUGUUUAUAAAGUCACUUACCAUUUUCCACUUGAACACUGUAUUGAAGGCUCUUAACAACGUGAACAUGAUUGAGAUA